Messenger RNA from Salvelinus fontinalis (brook trout), 2853 nucleotides. RefSeq names its product transmembrane protein 106C (gene tmem106c). Bases 347 to 1147 code for a protein of 266 amino acids. The record is from RefSeq and is a predicted model, not a curated record. Lineage: Eukaryota; Metazoa; Chordata; Actinopteri; Salmoniformes; Salmonidae. The transcript has 8 exons.
GAAUGAAGCAGAUUGCAAGCCCAUCAACAACCGGGGUGUAAACAUUAGUCCAAACAGUUUCAAAAAGUUCAGUUUUAUAACUAAAACCAUUGGACAAAUUCAGGUAGCUCACGCCCGUUUAGUUCAGUUUGCUUCCGUUUAAGAAACGUUUUGCAACAUAAUCUGGGGAAUGAAUACACCCCUGCACAAGAACGAACUGCAAAGUGAGUGUCACGAGUUCCUGGCAAAACAACACGAUCAAUGACUUGAUAGCCUUGCCUGAAUGUUCUUCGAAAUAUCGUCAACCAAAUAUAUAUAGGGUCUGUCCUUUGAAAAAAGGCUGGCUUGAUUAUCUGCCAGCCAGCUCAUGGGCACUCAAUGGUCCCGAAGCGAAAGCGACAGCAGUCUUCUGCUCGUCCCGGAGGUUGGGACAGGGUGGCAGACGGGGGAUGAUGAUGAUGACUCGCUGGAUGGACUGGACAGACAGGAGGACAUUGCUCGGUUCCCUUAUGUAGAGUUUACUGGCAGGGACAGUAUUACCUGUCCAACAUGCCAAGGCACUGGCCACAUCCCCUCAGAGCAGGUCAAUGAGCUUGUGGCUCUGGUUCCCUACAACGACCAGAGACUCCGGCCCCAGAGAACGAAGCUGUAUGUGGUCCUCUCGGCGGUGCUAUGUCUCCUGGCUUCCUCGCUGGUGGUCUUCUUCCUCUUUCCUCGCUCUGUCGUGGUGGAGGAUGAUGGGAUACGCUCUGUCACCGUGCAGUUUGAUCACACCAACACUAAAGUCCUCAUGAAUAUGACAAGCUCCUUGAACUUCACCAACUCAAACUUCUUCUCAGUGAUGGUUGAUAGUCUAAGCUGCCAGGUUCUCUAUAUGAAAACAGUCAUAGGCACCAUGCAGCUAGAUAACGACAUCACCAUCCAGCCCCUGAGCCAGAGACAGGUGAACUUCACAGUCAGCGUUCAGAUCAGUGGAAGCACCGCCUAUGUUUAUGCCUUCUGCACCAUGGCAAGCAUCAAGGUUCACAAUAUCUUGGUUAUCAUGCAGACAUCUGUGAAAACCUCCUACAUGAUGCGCACGGCCCAGAAUACCCUGGAAGCUUAUCGCUACAUUGACUGUGGUUCAAACUCCACGGUUCACCAGCCCCCACGCCGACUGUGGCAGUAACCCUCCCUCCCUCACCACUAAAAUCACCACCAGCCAGUGGUGAGGUCAAGAGUCCAGCAGCCAGGGACAGGGACAAAGAUGUUGGGAGCCAGGCCACAAGAACCAGGAAAUAUUCCCAAUCAUUUUAGUCCAAGCAUUUGUUUUGACUUCAGGAUCAUUAAGUUUGAUCACUUGCCUUCAUAAAUGCAACAAACACCAGCUAUUCAGUAAAUUAUAUUUAGCUGUUGUGCAUUUGGCUGAAAUUCAAGGCAUGACUAAUUUACAUCCUGUUGAAGCUGCAACAAUCUUGACUUUAGGAGGGAAUUAGUUAUCCUUUGCUUGAGCACAGUUACCGGUGUUACUACUGAAUUAUGACUGCGUAUCCUGCUGUGCUAGUCCUUGCAUUUGUGACAUUGAGAUCGUCCGUUCACAUUUUUAAGUGUCCUUUGGUGUGGGUCCUAUGAUUUCAGGGACUUGGCAUAGUAGGAAUGUAUAAAGUGACUGAUAUUUUAUUGCGCAAGAAGGGAGAUUUGCUCCCUGCUAUUUAUAUCUGGGACUUGACAGGACUAGUCGAGGGAUGUGCCUAAGACAAUUUUGUUUGCACCUCAAAAAUGGUACAUAGGGCUAUUGUUUGAUAUGUAUCUCUGAUUUAUUUUCUGCUUUUUAAUAAGGGAGAGUUACUGUCAGAAGGUACUAAUAUAAGUUACAACACUCUGUUUGGGUGUUUCCCACUGAUUUACUAAGCAUUUAUACCAGUACAAGAUUAAACAUAAGAGUAGUAAUAUAUGAUUGUAAAGUCCAUAAAAAGGCAGGUUACAUGUUUUUCCUUCUAUGGGAUCGAACAUUUUACUGCCCUUAAUUAUGGGGGGGGGGGGGGCUGCAAAUGUUUUGCUAGAGCAUGAUUAGCUGGUAAAUCCAACUCUCAUGUCGAAGUACAACGUUGUUGACGUGAUUGUUAACAAUGUAAUACUAAAAGCAUAGUUUUGCCAAGUACACAGCACACUAGCACAGUGUAGCACACUCUGUCCGGAGGCCCAACUUGGACUUAAUAACUGUAAUGGCUUGCUAAAGGGAUCUUUAAAGACAGCCACAGCAGUAUUAACCAGGUCGGCAUGACUAAAACGUCAUUAACUCACUCACUGUCCUAUUGUGUUGGGUAUCUUCGUAAUGUCGUUUACAUUCCAAAGCACAGCCUCUUGUUGUCAUAGACUUUAUAAUUAAGCUGAUGAAAUGACUUGAAAUUUGGUUUUGGAGUUUGGUAUUUCGGGAGCGUUGAAAAGCGUUAAGCUUGUGUGGUAUUUCCAAGUUAGUGGAUUGUGUUGUUUAAUUUAGCUCUGCUGGUUAGAUCUUUUGAAUUGUGUUUGAACAGGGUUAUUGCACUAAAGGGCAAUGGAGACCGCCUGAGUGCCAAUCUGUUUGUGCUAUCAUGCUAACUUCCUGUCACUCAUUGUCAUGCAAAACAUGUUUGGCUUGACAAUGACAGCAAUGACUUGGCAAGAGCACAACCAGAUCUGAGACCAGGCUACAAUGGAGAAAGGUGAAAACAGAUGGUGAGGUGUAACAAAACCAAAAAAAACACGUGUUUUGUAUGCUGAAGGAAUAUGACUGAAUCAUGCCUUUUAGGGGAUGUGAUUGAGGAAAUGUAUAUAUUUUUCAAAUUCUAAAAUGGGGAGAGAAAAAAUAAGGGAAUGGUCAACUAAUAAAGAUGGUUACUUUUUUAAUGAGAA